Messenger RNA from Didymodactylos carnosus, 2633 nucleotides. The record is from the annotation of a GenBank genome assembly. Lineage: Eukaryota; Metazoa; Rotifera; Eurotatoria; Philodinida; Philodinidae.
GAUACCGUUCUUUCCAAUUUUUGAAACUAUUGUUUUUUCUGAUUUGACGUCCAAAAUUGAUUCUAAAAAUGAUAUUCAAUCGACUCUGAAUGUAUUACUCGUCUGGAAUUUGAUAGUCAAAGCGAUAGCUGUUGAAUUAUUCAAAGAACAAGGGCAUUUUUCGAAAUAUAAGAUCCGCCGGAUUUUUAGGACUUUUGGCCUGAAAAAAGUGUUUCAAACAGCUGAAACCAACUUUUCCUUACUCAGUUUGACACACUCUUUCUAAUGAUGUAUGAUUCAGUCGAAAAUAAAGUAGUGCUCAUCUGUCGAAUUUCCCGCACCUUGCAUAGCAAAACUGAAGCGAAAUAUGUGGGAUUUGUUGUACACAAUUUUGUUGUAUUUCACGAAGUUCUCCUUUAACUCGCAAAAUUCUGAAAGUAUUUUGCAAAAUUCUGCAGGUUUUGGCAAAAUUCAGAGAAAUCAGACAAAGUUCGGAGAAUACUCUUGCAUAAAUCUGUUGUAUUCGACAAAAUUCUGCUUCACUUCGCAAAAUUCUGAAAAUAUUUUGCAAGAUUCUAAUAGUAUUUGGCAACAUUCUGCAGGUUUUGGCAAAAUUCUGAGGAAUAAAUAAAGAUAUUCUUCCAUAAUUCUGUUCUAUUACACCAAACUCGGCUUUAAUUCGCAAAACUCUGAAAGAGUUUUCCAAAAUUCUGAUAAUAUUUGCAAAAUUCGGCAGGUUUUGUGAAAAUUCUGAGAAAUCUGAGAAAGUACGGAGAAUAUUCUUGCAUAAUUCUGUUGUAUUUCACCACAUUCUGCUUUAAUUCCCAAAAAGGGUAGAUGUAUUUCACGAAGUCCUGCUUUAAGUCGCAAAAUUCUGAAAGGAUUUUGCAACACUCUGUACGUUUUGGCAAAAUUCUGAGAAAUCGAAUAGACUUCGCAGAAUAUUUUUGAAUAAUCCACAGACAACUCGGCUUCAGUUCGCUAAAUCCUCAGAAAUAUGAGCGGGUUCUGAGAAUAUUCUUGCACAAAUCUGUUGUAUUUCACAAAAUUCUGAAAAUAUUUUGCAAGAUUCUAAUAGUAUUUGACAACAUUCUGCAGGUUUUGGCAAAAUUCUGAGGAAACGGAAAGAGCUCUGAGAAUAUUCUUGCAUAAUUCUGUUGCAUUUUAGAAAAUUGUGGUUCAAUUCGCGGUGCAUUCUCAGUUGAGGGUGAGGGUGAAUUUUGCGAAUUGAAGCAGAAUUUUGUGGAAUACAACAGAUUUAUGCAAGAGUAUUCUCCGAACUCUGUCCGAUUUCUCAGAAUUUUGCCAAAAUCUGCAGAAUUUUGCGAGUUAAAGGAGAACUUCGUGAAAUACAACAAAAUUGUGCAAGAACAUUCUUAUACUAACUUUGUUUUUAGUCAACUUAUUGUUUUGUAGGAGAACUCUAAUUAAAGCUUGAGGUCGAAAAACAUCAAAUUCACUACUAUACACCUAGAGAAUUUGACAUAAAUAUGAUAUUAUAGGAUUAUUAUCCGCUAGCAAGAAACAGCCCAACAUUAUGUGCAACGGAUGUACUCUAAGCUUGCACUAUUUGUACAAAUAUAUACUUUCUAAUCAAGUAAAUUUUGCUUCGUUAAGCGAACAGGAUAUAACAAGUGCUUUACAAGAAAUGAACCUCUGAGUAUUUUGACUAUACCCUUUUUUCUUUUCACAUUUCUCUAUCAGUCUUUUAUCAAAAGAUGCGUCCUCAAAUUCUCGCCAUCAAAUUCACAGCAAAAGUAAAAGAAUAUAGGAGAAAUACUGCGAAACUUCAAUUGUGAUUACUUUCCAACCAAAACAUCUUUUUUCCUCAGUUUCAGUGCUUUAUAAUUUAGGAAACACAACAUGAGAAGACGAGCAUUUUGCAGCUCUUAAAGAGCUCUAUCAAUUGGUCUAUUUAAGUCUCUUAAUAAUCACAAGCAGGUGAGGGAGAAUUAUUUUUCUUUUGUCGCUGUCUCUAUAAGUGAUCAUUUUCAAGGUAGUUUUAGAGCACCUAAGAACCCUAUCUAUAACCAAGCCUUUACUCCAGGUUCGUUUUGGGAGUUCAGAUUCAGGCGUUAUCAGAAUGAUGUAUAGAAUUUGCUUGCAUUGAAAGUAUUUCUUAUCAUCCAGAAGAAAAAGAAGUUCUAUUUAAUAUCGGUACAGUGUUUUCAACUGAUUCUAUAUGUGAUCCGGUCGAACUGAAUCAGUUUUAUACAGCUCACGUAACAGUCUGUGAAUACAAUGAAUCAAAACUCAAUGAUACGAAAUUAAAACCACGAAAAUAUACGCAACCAGAACUAUAUAUAUUAUUAACCAAAUAUUUAAUUGAACUAAAACAAUAUUGUACAGUUAGAAAACCGCUAAUUAAUUUAUUAGAUAAUGCACAUGUGCUCUUCCAAGACGACUCAUCAUUAGCAUCAGCUUAUAAUUGUAUGGGUACAAUUUAUUCACGACAAGGACUGUUUGGCAAUGCAAUGCUAUAUUAUAAGCUAGCAUUAAAAUAUCAAGUACGACUCGAUCCAUCAUACAAUAAUGCGUUAGCUGAAUGUUUCAAUAAUAUGGGUUCAGGUUUAAUGGAACAAAAGUAUUUAUAUGCAGCUUUAGAAAAUUUAGAAGAAGCAGUGCGAAUUCAAAACCAUGAACCAAUUGAUUAA